Molecule: messenger RNA, 2949 nt
Organism: Pseudophryne corroboree (corroboree frog)
Lineage: Eukaryota; Metazoa; Chordata; Amphibia; Anura; Myobatrachidae
Gene: C3H17orf113
Product: chromosome 3 C17orf113 homolog
Exons: 3
Coding region: 380-2470 (696 amino acids)
Source: RefSeq, a predicted model, not a curated record
GGCCUGGCACACACACAUCAUGGCUGCUCCCAUGUCUCUGCGGCUGCCUGCAAAGCAUUGUUUUCCCAGAGCUGAAUGCACCACUUGUCACUAAUUAGGGAGAGAGCCCGUGCUGCCAGUGGCCCUGGGGUUAGCAGCAGCCGCAGCCGGAGUCAGGGGAGUGCAGUGCAGCAGCAGUGACAGGGAGGAGGAAUGCAUGGAGCCAUCUCGUCUUUGUGUGUCUGAAAACAAAACAAAAAAGGCAAAGGGGGGAGGAGGAGGAUAGGGGAGUGUGCAGGGAUAUUUUUGUGCAGACUGGAAAGUUAAUGUAAGCUCCAUCAUCAUUUAACAGGUCUGUCACUGAUGCUGCAUUAGAGUGCAUUACUCUGUUUAAUGCAGAAUGGAAAACUUCAGCCCGCCUCUAAUGUUUGAUUUCAGCAUGGGCAAUGUUGGGAGCAUGGUGACCCCGGGAAAAAAGCCAGCAGGGGAGACUUCAAAUUCAAAUAAGAAAUGUAAGAGGUAUUUCAAUGAGCAUUGGAAGGAAGAGUUCACAUGGCUGGAGUUUGACUACGAGCGCAAGCUGAUGUUUUGUAUGGAGUGCCGACAGGCUCUUGUGAAGAACAAGCAUGGCAAGGCUGAGAAUGCCUUCACUGUGGGGACUGAUAAUUUUCAGCGGCACGCACUUUUACGUCAUGUGACCUCUGGUGCCCACAGGCAGGCACUCGCUGUCAACAGUGAGCAGCUGGCCAUGGAAUUACAGUUUCAUCAAGAGAUAAAGUCAGUCAUCAAAGCUGAGAUGGAUCCAUCUAAGGUCGCUAUACUGACGACUGUUUACAGCAUGGCCAAGGAUGGUAUUUCCAGUGGGAAACUGACUUCUCUGCUGGAACUGCAGAAAUUCAAUCUGUGCGAAGCAUUGUUGUCUUCUGAGCAAAAUGAGUAUUACCACCCAAGCAGUGUAAGACAAAUGCAGGCAGCCAUUGUUAAAGUACUGCACAGUGAAGAUCGAAAGAGACUGAAAGACUCCCCGUUCAUUGGGCUGGUAGUUGAUGAGACCGUGGAUAUAGCAGAACACAGAAGUCUUGUUGUGUUCACAACAUCUAUUUCACCUUGUGAUGGACAGCUGUACAUCACAUUCCUGGGCAGGUUUGAGUUAUGUUUAGGGGAUGCCCACUCUGUGAUAGACAAACUGAUGGAGAUACUGAACGACUUUCAUGUCCCAACAAAAAAAGUAGCUUGGUUAAGUUCAGAUGGUUCAUCGCUGAUGUCAGACAGGCAAAAUGGUGUGGGUGAGAAGCAGAAAUCUCUUUGCCCAUUUGUAACAGAGCUUCACUGUAUUUCACACAGACGGUCUUUACUGCCAGCUGAAAGUAUUAUAAGUGUUGAUUAUGCAAGGAAAUAUGAAUGUGUAAUGGACGCUGUGUUUAGACUGUAUGGCAAUAAGAAUGGGGAAAGCCAUAGCUUUCAUGAUUUGCAUAAUGUUCUCAACAUCUGUGGCAUAGAUUUGAAUUGUCCAGGAACAAUUCACUGGACAUGUAUCUUACCAGCUGUCGAAACCGUUGACUCAUCUUGGCCAACACUAGUUCUUUUACUUGAAAGUGAAUCUGCAAAGUCUCCUAUAGCUAAUGGACUAUGCCUAGAGCUUAAAAAAUUCUGGUUUGUGGCUUUUACAAAGGUGCUUCUCGAUAUACUUCCCAUCUUCCAGAAACUCAACCAAUUCUUUCAGAUUGAGGAUCUAGACAUAUCUAUGGUGAAUCCAAUAGUGACUGCUUCACAGGCUACCCUGCAGGCUCAAAGGUCCACAAAUGGCCAAAACUUUCAAGAAUUCCUCAAUGAGUUGAAUGAGCAUCCUGAUGAGGAUAAUGAAAGCAGGUUCUACUACAAAGGGGUAGAGUUGGUUGACUGUUCCAAAGUCCAGUUGAAAAACUUUGAAAUUAUAAAGGAAGCCUGUCUUGAAAAUGUAUGCAAAUGCCUGCAAGACCAUUUUCCUGGCAAUGUGCUCAAAGUAGUUAGCUCUUUUUCUGUUCUUUUCAAUCCAAAGUGUUACCCAUCCUCCCUGGAUGAUAUUGGUGCCUAUGGUGAGGUAGAACUGCGCCACCUGCUGCAGUAUUUCUCUCAUGUUCUUGUUCCAGAGCGAGCAUCAAAUGACUUUGCUCUCUUUAAACGUAUAGUAUUUAGCCUUAGCCACCUGACUUUUCGAGACCUAUGUGUAAAGCUGGUCCACACAAACUCUGAGAUGCAUGAGCUCUUUCCUGACUUCACUGUCUUAGCAGCUAUCGCUUUAGUCAUGCCACUUGGGUCUGCACUCUUUGAAAAAAUCAGCCGUGCAAAGGAACUGUGGAAGCAUAGUCUUUGGCCAGGAAGAAUGGUGGGUGAUCUCUGCGAUGUUUUAAAAAUUGCCAUAGAUGGCCCAGCACUUAACGAGGUGGACUUUGCUAGAGCAAUUGACUACUAUGAGAACACACGGGAACCAGAGUCUUUUGUAUGUGCAUAAAGUAGUAGUAUUCAUUAUUAAUGAGAUUAUACUAGUUACUGGAAACACAGGGUUCUAAUGUUUUGUAUUUCAGUGUUAUAGUAUGCUACAUAGCUGCAGGAAAAGAAGAAAUACUGUUUCAAGUGCAAGUUUUUAAAACUGUAAACCAAUUUUAUGUUCACUUGUUAUAUUUCCUAGAUGAAUAUAUUGGUAUCCUAGACCAGCCUUCCAGAACCGGGUAAUGGGGCCGAUGGUUCAGAUAUGGCUUUCUAGAGAAACGCUGCUUCUUUUUCUAUGACCCACUUUUGAAUGGUAUCUGGUCUUUCUACAUGUUGUUACAUUGUGUAUGCUGCCUUUGAGAUGAAAAAACGUGAACAGCACCCUUGAAUAUCGCAGACCUAAACACAUGCAAUCAAGAAAAUGUUAAAUCUCUUGUGAUGGCUGACCAAGUAUAUAUUGCAUUUGCAUUGGUUUUGUAUAAAGACCACUUUAUUAUUUUA